Molecule: messenger RNA, 378 nt
Organism: Strongylus vulgaris
Lineage: Eukaryota; Metazoa; Nematoda; Chromadorea; Rhabditida; Strongylidae
Source: the annotation of a GenBank genome assembly
AUGCAAAAAUCUGGUUGGUCAAUUGGGCAUUCCUUCAGGCUUUGUUCAACCAAAAUGAGGUUUCAAGCAGUUAUGGCCGAUCCUGCCGUCCUCAAACAAAUUAAAAUCCAAACUGGUGUGGUGAAACGUUUGAUUAAGGAACAUGCUUCUUAUAUCAAAGAAGUUGAGAAAGAAACCCAAAAGAUUGAGAAAAUGAAGGCUGAAGCUAAGAAUGAGGACGAUGAAUAUGCUGUGAAAAAGGCUGGCCAGGUCCUACAGGAAACUCGUGGAAUGAUUGGCGAUACUGCCCGUCGCUGUGUGACAGCCACAGCGGCUCUUCAGAAAUUACUGUACCUCUUCGCGAAGGGAAUUCAUAUGCCUAUCAACCAUUCGCUCUAA